Molecule: messenger RNA, 579 nt
Organism: Drosophila grimshawi
Lineage: Eukaryota; Metazoa; Arthropoda; Insecta; Diptera; Drosophilidae
Product: phosphatidylinositol 3,4,5-trisphosphate 3-phosphatase cnrN
Exons: 1
Coding region: 1-579 (192 amino acids)
Source: RefSeq, a predicted model, not a curated record
AUGGCAAUCCGAGCUUACAGCGCAAUCAGUGUGAGCUGUGGUGUCGUCUUGUUGGCCACGUUGCUCCAUGUGAGGACCGCCGAUGCUGUGGCCUGUUCCGCAACCAUCCUCACCAACUGCACUAACUGUACGGAAGCGGUGAAUGCUAACCAUGAGGACUGUGUCUCCACAACCUCAACGACAACGACAACGACAACCACAACGACAACGACAACGGAACGUUCCAGAGUUCGCGUUAUACGCAUAAGUAAUUUGAGGUACACCGCUAGGCGUCGCAUUCGUGUCAAUGGUAAUGGCGGAGCCGCAUCUUCUACUGGCACAGGUGUCGGUACGGGUACCAGUACGGGUACGGGUACGGAUACGUUUACAGGUGCAAGAAACAGAAGGAAUAACAGGAACAGAAGGAAUAUCAGGAACAGAAGGAAUAUUAGGAACAUGCGAAACGGCAGAAACGUUGGAAACUUGCAAAACGGCGUAAGUGUCAUCAACCUGAGAAGCAUGAGAAACGGCAGGAACAGGAGGAACGCCAGAAAUGGAAGGAACGGCAGGAACAUAAAUCGCAAUGUGCUUUUCGGUUAA